AUGGAUAGCAAAAGCCGCAAACUAUCUCUCCCUUUUCUUCCUGAAGAAAUCAUUGAAGAGAUACUGCCAAGACUUGCGGUGAAAUCACUCCUGCGAUUCAGGUGCGUUUCGAAGUCAUGGCACUCUUUGAUUGGCAGCGAGCAAUUCAUCAAAACCCAUCUCCAAAAUUCAUCAAAAAACACAGCUCUUGCCCAUCACCGGCUAAUUACCUCUCGCUAUUCAAAACAGCGUCAGCACCGUAUGGGUCAAAUCGUCGGCUGCUGUAAUGGGCUGGUCUGCGUAAUCUGGAAAAACUGUUUCGUGUUGUGGAAUCCCGCCAUUAGAAUCUUCAAGGAAUCACCGCCCUCGUACCGUGUCGGUCUUGUCAAUUGUGGGUUCGGUUGGGAUGAAUCGAGUGGCGAAUACAAGUUGCUUGUGGUUUCAUUCAAUGAUUCUCUCAAUACGCAAGACGACUAUAUGUGUGAAGUUUAUGGCUCAAAGUCAAAUUCAUGGAAGCCGGUGGAGUCUGGGAAUUUUGAUUCCGUACAUGGUAAGGCGCAUUUUGCAAGUGGAAAGCUUCAUUGGCUCCGGAUGAAGGCGAAUGGCGGAUUAAUGAAUAUUGUUGCUGAUAUUGUUACAUUUGAUUUGAAGAGUGAGGCUUUUGGAAAGAUGGAGUUUCCACGUCCAUGUGAUUCAUCGGUGAGGUUGGGCGCUCUCGAGGGUCGCCUUUGUGUGGUCUCUAAUUAUAAGAGAACACACUUCGAUGUGUGGUUUAUGAAAGAUGAUUCUUGGGUGAAGAUGAUGCAAGUUCUUGUUUAUGAGCCUUGUCAAAGAUUUUCAGUCGUGAAACGAGUUUCGAGAGGCCUAGACGCAGAGAUUUUGCUACUCCGUGCACUGGUUUUCUCGGUUCACCAUCGAAAUCUUGUAGAAGAGGACGUGUUUUCGCUGUUCAAAAAACUCGAAGGUGCCUUCGAAGAGAAUGUCUACAUUGAAAGUUUAGUCUCUCCAGUCUAAUAUUUCUUGCUUCAUUUUAAAUAGAAUUAUUUUUGAUUGAUCUUGGAUUGCUUUGCUGUUUCUCAAAUAUAUUGUUGAACUAUCAUGAUUUUAUUGGUUUUUG
This is a messenger RNA of Salvia miltiorrhiza (redroot sage), 1096 nucleotides long. RefSeq names its product F-box/kelch-repeat protein At3g06240-like. NCBI's taxonomy places the organism in Eukaryota, Viridiplantae, Streptophyta, Magnoliopsida, Lamiales, Lamiaceae. The coding region runs from base 1 to 993 and encodes 330 amino acids. The transcript has a single exon. Gene Ontology annotation, molecular function: protein binding. The record is from RefSeq and is a predicted model, not a curated record.